AUGGCCGCCCCGCGCGUCUCGCGAGACUUCCGCCUCUCGCGAGAGCGGAGGCGAUCCCGCUCCCGGAUCUCGCGAGACUUCCGCGGCGCCACGGAGGUCGCGGCGGCCAUUUUGUGCCUCGGCGGCGUCCCGCGCAUGCUGGCGGCUGGAAUCAUGGCGGCGCUGGGGCUUCUAGUGGGGCUGGUGGCGGCGGCGGCGCUCGGAGCGGCGGCAGAGCCCUGCCCCGAACCCACCAUCGCGCCCUCCUACUACACGACGUCGGACGCCGUCAUCGCGGCCGAGAGCGUCUUCGUGGUGGAGAUCUCGCUGGCCUGCCGCAACGGCGCCCAGAACGUGGCCCUUUACGCCGACGUCAACGGGAAGCAGUUCCCGGUGACGCGGGGCCAGGACGUGGGGCGCUACCAGGUCUCCUGGAGCCUGGAGCACCGCAGUGCCCAGUCGGGCACCUACGAGGUCAAGUUCUUCGACGAGGAAUCCUACAGCGCCCUGCGCAAGGCCCAGCGCAAUAACGAGGACGUGUCGCGGAUCCGGCCGCUCUUCACUGUCAACGUGGAUCAUCGGGGCGCCUGGAGGGGCCCCUGGGUGUCGUCGGAGGUGGUGGCGGCGGCCGUGGGGCUGCUGCUCUAUUACCUGGCGCUGAGCACCAAGAGCAGCAUCCAGGCCUGAAAACACC
Molecule: messenger RNA, 673 nt
Organism: Nothoprocta perdicaria
Lineage: Eukaryota; Metazoa; Chordata; Aves; Tinamiformes; Tinamidae
Gene: SSR4
Product: signal sequence receptor subunit 4
Exons: 7
Coding region: 1-666 (221 amino acids)
Cellular component (GO): endoplasmic reticulum; endomembrane system; membrane
Source: RefSeq, a predicted model, not a curated record